This is a messenger RNA of Paralichthys olivaceus (Japanese flounder), 2601 nucleotides long. It is a transcript of the gene efna2a, whose product is annotated as ephrin-A2a. The record is from RefSeq and is a predicted model, not a curated record. Lineage: Eukaryota; Metazoa; Chordata; Actinopteri; Pleuronectiformes; Paralichthyidae. Gene Ontology annotation, molecular function: ephrin receptor binding. Gene Ontology annotation, biological process: ephrin receptor signaling pathway; osteoclast differentiation; axon guidance. Gene Ontology annotation, cellular component: plasma membrane.
GAGCGUUUGUUGCCGCCAUAGGUGGAGGUUGCACCGGAGCAUGUUGGGAUUAAAGCUGUGAUCACCACCAGCGUGACGCACGGGGGAGAGAAGAGCAGGCGCGCCACGAGCGGAGGAGCCACGUUGGAUGAGAGCCGGUGGCAAGUGGAGAUGAUGCGGGAGCUCGUUGUGUGAGGAGGAUGCUCCUGUCUCGCUUCCUGGUGGCGUGCGCGACAAGUUUGGACUGAGAUAUCGCAGAGGAGCGUGUUCGUGUGUGGGAUGUAUUUCCUUCAAAUGCAAGAAGAAGAAAAAAGCUCAAGUGGACGUAGUUUUGUGCCGUGAAGAGAUUUUUGCGCCGUGAGAGGAGCGAACAAAAGCGUGCGUCAGGCGCAACACAAAUCUGGGUAAACAAAUAUGACGGCCUGUUUGGACGCUGCCUCGUGUCUGCUGAUGAGUUACGACAGAAUUACAAAACUCGGAUGAAUUCUGGAAGGUGAUUAAUUACAGGAGACAGGGGGGGGUCUAACCCAGGUAGCGCAUCCAUCUCCCGCGGUCGUGCGUAAUGGGAGAAAAGUUUCGGAACCUUUCCGAGGAGACGCACUCUCAGCUUCCCGUCGCUCGUCAAUAACAUGUGAUUCCAGCUCUCGUGUCUGCGAAGGACCAAGUUUGAAAGUGAAUUCCAAGCGUCCAGUAUGACUUGAAACACCACCGAGGUCAUCUGAACGCGCAUCAAGCCAGUGAACGAUCCAUGACACGAUUUGUCCAAAGACGCGCAGACGGACAUUGAUGAUCUAGAGAGGAUUUCUUCUUCUUCUUCUCCUUCUCCUGCAGCAGCAGCAGCAGCAGCGGCGGCGGUGCAGUGAAAGCCUGAUCCCGGUUAAAGAAAGAGAGAGGUUCCCCCCUGGAUGUCUAUGAUGUUGUGCCAGCUCGGGCAGAGGGGUGUGAUGGAGGUGGUGGUGCUGACCGUCCUGUCCUGGGUGUCCGUGUGGGCAGAGGAGAAGAUCAUAUUCGACAGACACGCUGUCUACUGGAACAGCUCCAAUCCCAAGUUCUGGCACGGAGAGUACAGGGUGGCGGUGAACAUCAAUGACUAUCUGGACAUCUACUGUCCUUACUAUGAGGGUCCUCCAUCCCACGGGCGCAUGGAGCGCUACAUCCUCUUCAUGGUCAACCACGAGGGCUACACUUCCUGCCAGCACAGGAUGCGUGGCUUCAAGCGCUGGGAGUGCAACCGUCCCAGCGGUCCUGACGGACCCCUGCGCUUCUCAGAGAAAUUCCAGCUCUUCACUCCCUUCUCCCUGGGCUUUGAGUUCAGGCCCGGACAUGAGUACUACUACAUCUCGUCUCCUCACCCGAACCAUGUGGGGCGGGCGUGUCUAAAGCUGAAGGUGUAUGUCAGACCUCCAGAUGGGUCGGGAUAUGAUUCUCCGGAACCCUUCCUGACUGAUGGCGGUCGGAGCUGGAGUCCAGGGUGUGUGGCCCUGUUAGCUGUUCUGGCCUCACUGGGACUCUCCUCCUGGCUGUGACCCCUCUCCCCCUCUUCCUGGAGCUCCCACCCAGGGUUGCUGAGCCGGGCUGGCUGUCCCUCUAAAUCCACCACCCCUCAGGGAAGCCUUCUGUCUCUGCCCCCCCCCCCUUUCCCACCUCCACCUCUAUUCAACCACCAACCACCCCCACUGCCAGCCCCCUCCAUGGCCCAGUCGUGGACACCCUACCCAGACCUGGCUGAGAGGGCUGGGGUCGUGAGCUCCCUGGGAAUCGGCCCUUCAUCUCUGAUCCCCAACUUCUGGGUGGGACAGCACCUCUCAGCUGAAGAACACAAGGGAAAUGUCUCUGCACUCAUAUCAGGGGGUCCUUUUUGAUUUGACUAUUGACUCUUAGCCACUGAUGGGGUAGAUAUAGCCGUGGCUAUGAUUAAACUUGUCGCGUGCAAUUCCUAUCAUCCAAUCACGGCAGGAUGCAUUUAGCGAUAGGCCUGGAUGCACAAAAAUUGGAUUUUUUGCACACAUUGCUUUCCCAUCCUCACACCAAGUAUUGGAAGUGGCCAAGCUUGAAUUGUAAUUGGAAUUCUGCACUAUCUGGAUGAAUUCCAGCUACAAGGAGAAAAAAAGAGCCGAUGUACAGAGAUGGAGAGGAAGGAGAGUGGCCUGGCCUGUGCAGAAAAGAAAAUAGGAAACGACGCGGGCACCGAUUUAAAUAUGGGAAAUGUAAUAUUGUAUGUGUUGAUAUUUUCAGACCCAGUGUAUAUGCACAGCGACGUGAUAUAAAAGUCAUAGAGAUUGAUUUUUUAUGAGAAGCUCAAAUAUCAUAUUAUAAUGACAAGUAUAACCAUAGCCUGUUUCAGUAGGAGGGUUGGGAGUGUUUGAGGGGAUUUCUGGGUGGGUUUGGUGAGGUGUACAUUUUUUCAGGUGGGGCGUGUUUUGUCUUCGUGUUUCUAAACAAAGCAUUUAUCACGGCCUGGCCAGCACAGGCGUCUUCAGCACCGUCUAAUGUCGACCGGGUCGGGUGACUUUUGGAACCAUGUCUUUCUCAUGUAUGAAUGUACCACUGGUCACCCACCUCUUUGUCUCUCUAUUCUUUUUUUGACUGUGGUCACUUACGGUACCUUCUCUUCUUCAGACU